UGUAGGUUGUUGUGUCUUUUCUUUUAAUUUUUUUUUCGUGUCGUUUACUUUCGUUGUUGUGUUAUUUAGUUGAAAACAUUGUCUUGUUUUCUUUAGAGUCUAUCUCAAUAUGUGUUAGUUUUGUGUCUUAAAUAGAUAUGAUUGGGUAAAAUUUUUGUUGAUUGUUUCGACAUAAUGAAGUUGGAUCUUUACGUUUCGAGGCGUCGCGUUGCGUUAAAUCUCGCUACAGGAUGUGCACUGUUAGCGGCCCUGGUGUCAGCGAGCUCCGCAGGCUCCGCGGGCGGCCCUCUGGGCGCCUCAGACCGUCCUGAAGCCUACUUCAACGGGUCCUCGUACAUACGCCUGUCGCGACCGAUCUCCCUCAAGCAACUCGUGGGGCUCAGCUACCGCACCUGCGUAGGCGGGGAGCUGUUCUCGCAGCGGUUCGAGGGCUACACGCUGCACGUGACGGCGCUAUUCGAGCAGGUGGUGGUAUCGUGGGCGCGGCCAGGGCAGGCGCCUCGUGAGGCGGGUCUGCCGCGCGAGACCCUCGACAACCGCUGGCACUGGGUGGCGCUGCGAUACCGACCCAGCCCGCCCGCGCUGCUGCUGGAGCUGGAUCGAGACACGCAGGUGAUAUCCAACGUGACGUGGAACCCCGAGCUGCUGUCGCCGGGCGCGCUGGAAGCGGGAGGCGCUGUGCUCCUCGUGGGCAACCUGUUCAGCGGCUGCAUGCACGAGGGUCCACAGCUGGAGUUCCACGCGCAGUAUGUGCAGCACACAAACGUCACAUUCGGCAGCUGUCCGCUCACCACAGACGAGUGCAAAGAUCGGAAGGACGUGCUGAGAAUCCCGCCAAAAGACCACUGUUACAACGAGCCCUGUUUGCGACACGGCACCUGCAUAUCGCGACAUGACAAGUACGAGUGCCACUGCUCGGCGCGGUACACGGGCAACAACUGCGAGGUGGACGCGGGCGACCCGUGCAGCGCGGCGCCGUGCCAGCACGCGGCCCGUUGUGUCGAGGACGCGCGCGGCGACUACGUGUGCGUGUGUCCGCCGCACUACCACGGAGUCCACUGCGAGCUGGAGGAGUCCCUGGACCCGCAGUGCGUGGCUGGUCCGUGCCGCAACAACGGCUCGUGUAGCGUGCCCGCCGGGACCGACACCUACGUGUGCGACUGUCCGCCUGGAUACAGCGGCCACAACUGCGAGGUGGACGUGGAUGAGUGCUCGGACGGUGUGGACGGCGGAGCCAAGUGUCUGAACGGCGGCCGCUGUGUGGACGCGGCUAACAACUACACGUGUGACUGCACCGGCACGGGUUACCGCGGCGCGCGCUGCGAGCUGAACGUGAACGAGUGCGAGCAGGAGGGCGCGGUCUGCGGCCACGGCGUGUGUUACGACACGUACGGCUCGUUCGUGUGCGCCUGCCUGCCCGGGUACACCGGCGAACGAUGCCACCAGAUGUCGGCGUGUGCGUCGGGCCCGUGCGGCGCGGGCGGCGCCUGCGUGGAGGAGAACAACGGCGCGGGGUUCCGCUGCGUGUGUGCGCGCGGGCUCGUGCCGCCGCUGUGUGCGCCCGCUGUCACCCCCGCCGCCGCCUGCGCUGACGUCACCUGCCCGCCGCGCUCGCACUGCAAGCCAGGCGUGUCGCCGGGCGCUGUGGUUGCGAGUGUGACCGUCACCAAGCAGGUGGUGUGUGUGUGCGACGCGGGAUACUACGGUGCGCCCGGCGCGUCUCCGAACUGCACGGCGCUGGAGAACGUGUGCGAGAGCGGUGCGGGCGUGUGUCACAACGGAGGCUCGUGUGUGCGCACGCCGCACGGGUUCAACUGUACGUGCCCGCCGCCCUACCGAGACAGUGGAGCGAGGAGGGCGAGCCGCAGCUCGCGCACGGUGUAAAUGAGCCCUUACCGAGCUCAGUAGUCUAGGUGUAAGGAGUGUAUUGCGAGAUCGGCCCUGCGGGCAAGGCCCUGUCCGACUUGAAAGUAGAGAGAAGCUGCGCCUCGGCCCCUUGUGCACACGCGACUGCCUGCAGAGACACCACGAACGGAUUCCGGUGCGAGUGUGAGGCGGGGUGGACGG
Messenger RNA from Leptidea sinapis, 2067 nucleotides. RefSeq names its product protein crumbs-like. Gene Ontology annotation, biological process: heterophilic cell-cell adhesion; establishment or maintenance of epithelial cell apical/basal polarity. The transcript is spliced from 15 exons. The record is from RefSeq and is a predicted model, not a curated record. Bases 175 to 1884 code for a protein of 569 amino acids. Gene Ontology annotation, molecular function: calcium ion binding. Lineage: Eukaryota; Metazoa; Arthropoda; Insecta; Lepidoptera; Pieridae. Gene Ontology annotation, cellular component: protein-containing complex; plasma membrane.